Molecule: messenger RNA, 3611 nt
Organism: Acanthoscelides obtectus
Lineage: Eukaryota; Metazoa; Arthropoda; Insecta; Coleoptera; Chrysomelidae
Source: the annotation of a GenBank genome assembly
UUUCCUGCUGAAUGACUGCUCUGCUCACAAGCCACAAAACUCUCACAAGCAAUGCCGCCAUAUGCUAUGCUGGUUGUAUAAGUCGUAUGUCUCACUGCUCACUGGAAUUACUUCUAUUUGACAACUUCCUUUUUUACCGACAAAUGGGAAAAGGAGGGCAAACGCAAAAGUCAAAUAUAAAGGGUCGUGACAGCUGUCAAAUAGCCGAAUUUCAUAACGUUAAAAAAUAAGGAGUAAAGAAAUUAUUAUGUUAAAUAGUGUAAUAAAUUUUCAAUGGAGCAUUUAAUUGGAGGUAGAUUUGGGUUUAAACUGGAUUUUUUCAGUCGAGUUAUAAUAAGCUCAUAUUCCAAAAAUCCUUACAAGUAUGGUCAUAGGAAGCAUUUCCAGAGGGGUUUUUGUAGUAUAUGGGUUGGAAGAGGGUUUGACAGGUCCAGACCUCUCCUCAAACAGCAAUAUUUCCACCAAAAAAGAGACUAUGGCAUGCUGGUAGUUCGAGCUUUGAGAAGUGUUCUCAAAAUAAGAUAUUUAUUAAUCGGAGGUGCUGUAGCUGGUGGGGGUGCUUUACAAAAGAGGUACAAUGAUUGGAAAGAUGGCCUUCCAGACUUAAAAUGGUUAGAAGAUGUAUUGCCUGAUAAUGAAAGGUUUCAACAGUGGAGAGGAAAUUUGGUACAAUUCAAAGAUAAUCUGAAAAAUAACAUUGAAAUUGAUCCUAGGCUGAAAACCUUGAGUGAAUCAAAAUAUCAGGAAUUCAAACAGUGGUUUGAUAAACGAUUAGAUGAUGCUAUAGCUGCAGCAGAAGCACAAGAAGAUUCAACAGCAGCAAUUGAGGGUGCUUUUGCGACCAUUAGCGAGCUUAUAGAAAGACUGUACUCAGAGGCAAAAAAUGAUAUAAAACAAAAAUCGAUCGUAUACGCUAGACCUUUUGCUAGAACAGAAUCGGAUGAUGAUAAAGCUAGGAGGGAGGCACAAGAGAGGUUAAACACAAUCCAAGAUGAAAUGAUGCAAACUCAAAUAAAAUAUCAGAGAGAGUUGGAAAGGUUGGAAAAGGAAAAUAAGGAACUGAGGAAGCAGAAUUUGCUGCUUAAGCAGGGCAGAAAGCCAAAUACUAGAAAGAUAAAGAAAAAUCUUAUUGAUAUGUACAGUGAGGUGUUAGAUGAACUGGCUGAUUUUGAUAGUGGUUAUAAUACUCAAGACCAGUUACCUAGGGUUGUGGUUGUCGGGGAUCAAAGUAGUGGAAAAACAUCAGUUCUGGAAAUGAUUGCCCAAGCUAGAAUUUUUCCUAGGGGUGCUGGAGAAAUGAUGACGAGAGCCCCAGUGAAGGUGACUCUUUCAGAAGGUCCCUAUCAUGUGGCAAAAUUCAGGGAUUCUACUAGAGAGUUUGACCUUACAAAAGAAUCUGAUCUUGCGGAUUUGAGAAAGGAGGUAGAAUUAAGGAUGAGAAAUAGUGUAAAAGGUGGAAAAACUGUAUCGAAUGAGGUCAUAUCCAUGACUGUUAAAGGCCCUGGCUUGCAAAGGAUGGUAUUAGUGGAUUUACCUGGGAUAAUUUCGACACAGACAACAGAUAUGGCAGCUGACACAAGAGAAAGUAUAAAACAGAUGAUACAAUCUUAUAUGAAUAACCCAAAUGCCAUCAUUUUAUGUAUUCAGGAUGGAUCAGUAGAUGCAGAACGAAGUAAUAUAACGGACCUAGUAGCUAGUUGUGAUCCCCAUGGGAAGCGAACAAUUUUUGUAUUAACUAAAGUUGAUAUGGCGGAAGAGAAUCUAGCAGAUCCUAAUAGAAUAAGAAAAAUAUUAUCAGGAAAACUAUUUCCAAUGAAGGCUCUCGGUUACUUUGCAGUUGUUACUGGGCGAGGCCGAAAAGAUGAUUCUAUACAAACAAUAAAAGAAUAUGAAGAAGAAUUUUUUAGGAGGUCUAAGUUGUUCAAAGAUGGUGUGGUCAAAUCUACUCAGGUAACCACUAAAAAUCUAUCAUUGGCCGUCGCUGACUGUUUCUGGAAAAUGGUAAAAGAAACCGUAGAACAGCAAGCAGAUGCCUUUAAAGCUAGACGUUUCAAUCUUGAAACAGAAUGGAAAAACAACUUCCCCAGAUUAAGAGAACAAGAUAGGGAUGAGUUAUUUGAAAGAGCACGGGCAGAAAUUCUGGAUGAGGUGGUGAAUUUAUCUCAAGUCAGUCCGAAACAGUGGGAGGAAAAAUUGCUAGAAAAACUGUGGGAGAAAGUAUCUAUUCAUGUUUUCGAAAAUGUGUACAUUCCUGCAGCUCAGACAGGAUCGGCAGAAACUUUCAACACAUCUGUAGACAUAAAACUGCGUCAAUGGGCAGAAUCUGCGUUACCAGCUCAAUCAGUUGAGUCAGGAUGGGAGACAUUGAAAUCUGAGUUCAAAAACUUUCUCAAGAAAGCCUCAGAAGCACCAGAUCAUGACCAUAUUUUUGACCAACUCAAAGGAGCUGUUGUCAACGAGGCAAUCCAUAGGCAUACUUGGGAGGACAAAGCCUCUGAUAUGCUACGGGUAAUACAGCUGAAUACUCUGGAGGACCGAACCAUAGGCGACAAGAGGGACUGGGAUCAAGCUGUAAAAUUCCUAGAGUCUAGUGUAAAAGCUAAACUAAAAGAAAGUGAGAGGGCACUUAAAGACCUGAUAGGCCCGUCAGCUAAAGAACGGUGGUUAUACUGGCAAAACCAGACUGAAGACCAGAGCAAAAGCCGUAACAUUAAGAGCGAACUUGACAAAAUCCUAUAUUCUAACGAUAAACAUCCUCCUAUAUUGAGCUACGAUGAACUUACUACGAUCAAGCAGAAUCUACAGCGCAACAACGUCGAGGUGGACGCUGACUUCAUCAGGAACGUGUGGAACGCUACGUAUCGACACCACUUUCUGCAGAAAGCACUGGGGAAGGCAUACGAUUGUAGGAAGGCCUUCUAUCUGUACCAUCAGCAGGCCGAUGUGGAUUGCGCGGACGUCGUACUGUUUCAUAGGAUAUCGCAGAUGAUGAAAGUAACGGCGAACGCGCUCAGGCAACAGAUUACUAACAGAGAAGCACGAAGGUUAGACAAGGAGAUCAAGGAUGUACUAGAGGACUACAGUCAGGAUAACGAAAAGAAAGUACAGUUGCUGACUGGAAGGAGAGUUACCCUAGCUGAAGAACUGAAACGAGUACGCCAGAUUCAAGAAAAAUUAGAGGAAUUCAUUCAGGCUUUAAACAAGGAGAAAUAAGUUCUAGUCUAUAUCUUUUUAGGUCAAAAUGAACUUUGAACUAUUGUGAACAGACCAUUUUUGCAUUUGCUCUAACGUGUGAGUACUAUCCCGGUACUAUAUACAUGAAUUUUACUAUACCAUUAUUUUUGUUGGAUUUUUGUUAAGUUUGUUAUUUAAAAGGGUAGGAUUUGCAUGACAGAGCAAAACUCUUAUUGUAAGGGAAUAUUGUUUUAAAAUACCAAUGUAUAUUUUUACUUGAUGUAUUUUAACUAUCUCUUUACAAUUAUAUCAAUGUUAUUAAAUAAAAAGUGCUCUUGACAUUUGAAUUAUUGUGAUGAUUAAUUUAUGCUAAACAAUGUAAAUAUUGUCAAUACUCCAAGCACAUUUCUUACAAAAAUAAAAGAAUGUUCCAGGAA